CGUGCCGGCACGGGGCGGGGCCCGCGCGGGGACGCCUGCGCGCCGCGGGCUGACCAAGCCGAGCUUGGCCCGCGGAGCCGGCGCCGAAUCCCGCGGCCGCAGCUGCAGCCGCGCCUUCUCUCUGCUCCGCCACCAGCCGGGGCUCGGGCCGGUGCCCGGGCCCCCGGGACAUGGCCCUCCGGAGUGCGCAGGGUGACGGCCCCACGUCCCCUCGCUGGGACGGCGGCGCGGAGAAGGCAGACUUUAAUGCCAAAAAGAAAAAGAAAGUGGCAGAGAUCUACCAGGCUCUGAACAGUGACCCCACUGAUGUGGCUGCCCUUAGACGCAUGGCUAUCAGUGAAGGAGGGCUGCUGACUGAUGAGAUCAGACGGAAAGUGUGGCCCAAGCUCCUCAAUGUCAACACCAGUGAUCCACCUCCUACAUCAGGGAAGAACCUGCGACAGCUGAGCAAGGACUACCAGCAAGUGCUGCUGGAUGUUCGGCGGUCUCUACGGCGGUUCCCUCCUGGCAUGCCAGAAGAGCAGAGAGAAGGGCUGCAGGAAGAGCUGAUCGACAUCAUCCUCCUCAUCCUGGAGCGCAACCCUCAGCUGCACUACUACCAGGGCUACCACGACAUCGUGGUCACGUUUCUGCUGGUGGUAGGCGAGAGGCUGGCCACAUCCCUGGUGGAAAAAUUGUCUACCCACCACCUCAGGGAUUUCAUGGACCCAACAAUGGACAACACCAAGCAUAUAUUAAACUAUCUGAUGCCCAUCAUUGACCAGGUGAAUCCAGAACUCCAUGACUUCAUGCAGAGUGCUGAGGUGGGGACCAUCUUUGCGCUCAGCUGGCUCAUCACCUGGUUUGGGCACGUCCUGUCAGACUUCAGGCACGUCGUGCGGUUAUACGACUUCUUCCUGGCCUGCCACCCGCUGAUGCCCAUUUACUUUGCAGCUGUGAUCGUGUUGUAUCGAGAGCAGGAAGUCCUGGACUGUGACUGUGACAUGGCCUCGGUCCACCACCUGUUGUCCCAGAUCCCUCAGGACCUGCCCUAUGAGACGCUGAUCAGUAGAGCAGGAGACCUCUUUGUGCAGUUUCCCCCGUCCGAACUUGCUCGGGAGGCAGCUGCCCAGCAGCAGGCCGAGAGAACGGCAGCCUCUACCUUCAAAGACUUUGAGCUGGCAUCAGCCCAGCAGAGGCCUGACAUGGUGCUGAGGCAGCGGUUUCGGGGACUUCUGCGGCCUGAGGAUCGAACAAAAGAUGUCCUGACCAAACCAAGGACCAACCGCUUUGUGAAGCUGGCGGUGAUGGGGCUGACAGUGGCACUUGGAGCGGCCGCUCUGGCUGUGGUGAAGAGUGCCCUGGAAUGGGCCCCGAAGUUUCAACUGCAGCUGUUUCCCUAAAUGCCAGAGAAGAUACUUCCUCUAACAUGACAUCAAGGUCUCACCCUUCCAUGGACCGACUGGGAGGGGGUAGAAUUUCCUUUAUUAAAAGGGUUUCUGUCGAGGGUUUUCUAUUCCUGCCACCCUUCCCCCCCACCCCAUCCAUGGUUGCCUUUGCUUCAGAGGCCAAUUGCAGAGCCUGUGUGACGCGGGCACCUGGGGGCCUGAGCACAGAACUCUUUCUCCCUCACAGUGGGCUUCUGAGCGGGCGCUCCACGGCCUCCUCUUGUAUUGGAGGGAAUGGGUUUCUGCAGCUCACAGCUGCCUUUGGAACCCACUGGGCCUGGUCACCGGGGGGCAUCUUAGCUGGACCACCGAAUGCCCUUCUGGCGGCUCCUUCUAUCCGUCCUGUCUGCUUCAGCUGGACAAAGAAGUCAGACCUUGGAGUGAAGGCGAGGGGGCAGAGGAGACUAGCCCGGGAGCAAGAUUGGCCCCUUCUGAGAAUAGCUCCACUAGCUGGUCAGAAAUCUAAGCGACAUAUGUGAACUAGGUUACUCGGUAAAUCUUAUUUUCAGCCUAGAACUCACUUGGGUGUUUCCAGUCAGACAAAAAGGAAUGUUAAGUUUUAGGGCCCAGACAUCAGCUGGCUUUGCCUUUUUUUUUUUCUUUCUAUUCUCUUCCACAAGCCACACAAUGAUGCUUAUAAAAGACACUUUUACUACUAUUUUUAGAACUACAUACAUCCAACAUGUAAAGUGCUACUAUUUUUAGAAUUACAUACAGCCAACAUGUAAAGUACCCUCACUUUUAAAUAAUUCCUUCUGGAAAAAAAAAAAGAAAGAAAGGUCUCAUCAGAAAGAUGAGCUUCUGAAAUGCUGAGUUUCUUUUCUGCUCAGUUGUGUAACAUCUCACUUUAGCCAGAGUCACUGUUUAUGAAUAGCCCCCUACUUCCUUGUCCAGCUUUCCUUCCUUCCUUCCUAUUUCCUCCAGUUCUUCUCUCAAGUAGGCACCUACUUACUACUUUGGCUUGUUGCGGGGGUUUGACUCACCUCCUCAACUGCUGGUCUCUCCUUCCUGGUUGGAAAUGUCAUUGGGAACUUGCCAGUGCCCAGAAAGGGACAAACUGUAGCCUGGAGAGUGUGGUGGGAGCCAGGGACAGCCAGCUUCCUCCCACAGGCUUCCUGAGGACUCUCUAGGCCUUAGGGAACAAGACGGAUCAUUCACUUCUUCAGUACAGCUUUUCCUGUAAGCCAAGCCAGGUUUGUUUUAGAUUAACUGUGGCUUUAAGAAAAAAAAAGUGCCUUUUGCUGCUUUGAAGAAUUGAGGUGUACAGCAUGAAGCAGCCGUGUACUUUCGUUUUCCGGUCUGUUGCGGGCACUGUUCUCUCUUGGCAGGUGUUUUCUUAAACGUGCCAGAAGCACACUACCCACCACAGUCAGACCUCUGCUUACCCCCCGUACACCCAUAGUGUGCAGAGUGGAGGGCCUUUGGUUUGGCAAGAGCCGCUAGCCCAGAGUGCUUAGGAGAGGCGUCUCUCUACCCUUGAGUUACACUAAGCACUUUACAGCCAAAAAAAAAAAAAAGCUCAAAGUGAUGGAUCAUUCUCCAUAGCAGGAGUCCCAACUGGGCUGAGUGUGAUGCCGAUGAUUAAUCUAGAAAAUGGUAGAUCCAUCAAGACAAAGGAAAUUCUGCUAGGAUCCAGAUGAUGUGACAGGUUCUCCCACAGUAAGUUUGUCCUCACGUCCUCUUUCCAGAUGGACGGCAUCAGCCCCCCUGCCGAAGACCCUUGGGCCUGUCUGUAGAUAAGGAAUUGAUGGGGAAGAGGAAAGGGGGUGCAUGUGAUCAGGAGCCCAAGGCCACAGCUUUUUGUUUUUUGUUUUUCAUUUUAUGGCCACACCCGUGGCAUAUGGAAAUUUCUAAGCCAGGGAUUGAAUCCGAGCCUCAGCUGCAGCAACCCUGGAUACUUGCCAGGCUGAGGGUAGAACCCCAGACCUCUGCAGCAACCCAUUUAACCCACUGCGCCACAGCAGGAACUCUGCCAGGGCUUUUUGGAUCCCAGGAAGCAGGUGGCAUUUGCUACCGUUGUGGCCUAGGAAGGAGAAAGUUCACUUGUUUCAUAGCUUUGCUAACCACAGGAUUCUCCCCUGCCAUUGAGAAGAAAGCAUUAUCUUUUUACCUUCAGGUGGUUUACUAUUCUGUAAAGAAUCUGUGUAAAUAUUUUGUACAGAGCCCUGUAUGAAAUAAAUAGCCAUGUAUGGUUACUGA
Molecule: messenger RNA, 3626 nt
Organism: Phacochoerus africanus (Common warthog)
Lineage: Eukaryota; Metazoa; Chordata; Mammalia; Artiodactyla; Suidae
Gene: TBC1D20
Product: TBC1 domain family member 20
Exons: 8
Coding region: 171-1382 (403 amino acids)
Biological process (GO): endoplasmic reticulum to Golgi vesicle-mediated transport; positive regulation of GTPase activity
Cellular component (GO): endoplasmic reticulum membrane
Molecular function (GO): GTPase activator activity
Source: RefSeq, a predicted model, not a curated record